AUGUCUGAAGAAACAACGAAUUAUCUUUGGGCAAUAAAAGAUAUACUGGGAAGUGGUGCUACAUCUCAAGUAUACAAGGCUUAUAAUAAAAAAACAGGAGAAUUAGUUGCUGCGAAAGUCUAUUCAGGGUCAUCUGUACAGCAUGCACAACAUGGUGGAAAGCAAAAUUGUCUUCAAGAAAAAGAUUUCCGUCGAAUAUUAGAUCAUGAAAUGGACAUACUUAAAGCUACUAAUCAUGAAAAUAUCGUUCGAUAUAUUGCAGUAGAGCCAGUUAAACAAUCAAAUUCACCAUCCUCAGUGGGUAAUCGUGAAGCCUUAUUUAUUGAAUAUUGUAAUGGUGGAAGUUUACGUAAUGUUCUUGAAUCACCUGAAAAUCGUUAUGGUCUUAUGGACGAUGAAUUCAUGUUAGUUUUUAAACAUCUUACCAAUGCACUUAAAUAUUUACAUGAUACACAUACCAUUCAUCGUGAUAUAAAGCCAGAUAAUAUAGUACUUUCGAUUAAUAAUAAUGGUGAACGUACCUAUAAAUUAACUGAUUUAGGUGGUGCUCGUCUUAUAAAUAAAGAUGAAACUGCAUUCACUUCAUUGGUUGGAACGCCAGGAUAUAUUCAUCCUGUUUUAAAUCAAGCUGCUUUACCUGAUAAAGACGUGAAUAUUUUACCAAUACCAUUACAAACGCGCGUUAAUUUUCCAUUUGAAGUCGAUUUAUGGUCAGUUGGUGUUACACUUUUUCAAUGUGCAACUGGCGAACUUCCAUUUCAACCAUUCGCUGGUAUACGUAAAGAUCAAGUAGUUAUGACACGUAUUUUAAAUUCAAAACCAAUUGGUGCUAUUUCUGGUAUUGAAAAAGUACCAGGUGGAGAAAUUCAAUGGUCAAAAACAUUACCAGAUUCAUGUCGUUUAUCAUCAAGUCUUAAAAAUCGACUAGAAAUGUUAUUACAACGCUUACUUGAAUCACAACUAAAUAAAUUAAUGAGAUUUGAAGACUUUUUUAAUGAAACUGAUGAUCUUCUUAAUUUAAUGCCAAUUUAUUAUUUAAAUUUAAAACAUUUUAAAUUAUCUUGUGAUUAUUUUGAGCCAACACAAUCGAUUAUGAAAUUACAUGAUGAAUUAAUUAAACGAAAUGUGGAGGAAAAUCAUGUUGAAUAUUAUUGUUUAUUUCAAAAUGUACCAUAUCCAAUAUCAAAAGCUAAACCAAUGUCAAUCAAAGCAUUUUGUGAACAAUUACCAAUUCCAACAUCACGUGAAACUCCACUUGUUUUUUAUACAUUUUCGCCAUUGAAAGAUGGUGAUUUAUAUUCACCACGACUUCAUGUACCUGAUAUAAAACCAAUUCGACAAUAUAAUGAUGUUGUUGCUACAUUUGAUUGGGCUAAAGAUAUUGUUGGAUUAUUUUUUUAUCUUAAAAGUCAAUUAGUUGAAUAUCAACAUAUAUUACAAAUAGCACAAUGUUCAACUACAAUAAUGCAACAACAAUUAAAAUCAAAAUUAUUAGAAUAUCUUUGUUCAAUUCGUUCAAAACUUAUUCUUUUUCGUUCUAUUGAAGAAUUAAAAAAUGUUCUUGAUCAAAUAGAUAUUAGUAUAAGUGGGCAAACAACACCAACAAAUAGCUCAUCAUUGAGUUUAAAUAAUGGUAAUCAAUCUUUAGGAAGAACACACCGUAAUGGAGAAGCAUCAUCUAUUGAUUUUUCACAUUUAUUAACUAAUGUAUCAUCAAAUGAUAGUGAUAUCGCAUUAGGAACAACAAAUCAUCCACAAUCUGCAUCUUCAAUGCAACUUCUUACACAACGUACUCUUACUUAUCUUCGUUUAUAUUCUCAACUAUAUGAUCAAUUAAAAGAAUGUGAAGAAAAUAUUUUAAAAAUGAUUGAGAAAGAAUUUGGUGGUAAAUUAACUGUGAUUGAAGAUCAACAACCAUUUGUUAAUACACUUUCGUUAUUACAUCGUACUACAACAUAUUCAUCAUGGAUUCAUCGUACAGAUAAACAUCUUAAAGAUUUAAAUGAUCUUUAUGAAAGCUUUCGUCAGGAUCGUUUAUUAGAUUCUUAUAACCAUUUGCAAACUAAUUCACAUUUGCUUCGUCGAAAAAAAGUUCAAGAGCUUCAUCAGAAAUAUAUAACUUUUGUUACUGAUGAAUGUUAUCCACAUCUUGUUCAAAUUUUUCAUGAUUACAAAGAAUGGAUAAAAAAACAUUCAGAUAUGAUUGAUGAAUUUGAACGUAUUCGACGAAUAUCAGAACAACAAUGUGAUAAUGUAAUGAAUUAUGUUGAAAUGAUUGAUAAUCUUCGUCAAGGUGUUUAUAAAAAUAUUCGUGAAUUAGAUAAUGCAUCAACAAUUCAAUCAACAAAUGAACAAAUUCGAAUGUCAUUAUUUGUACCUGUUAGUCAUGAACAAUUUCAACUAACACAAACAAUAGGAAAUAAUCAACAACAACAAUUCAAUUCUGGAGAAGAAAAUCCAGAACAUUCUAGUAAAACACUUAUGAAUACUAUUCGUGGAAUAACAAAAAAAACUAUUCAGCAUGCUGAAGAAAAUCUUAAUAAAUUAGAUAGUGUUAUUCAACACCUACGUACAGAUAUACAAAAAAAUAAUAAUAAAAACCAAAAAUGA
Molecule: messenger RNA, 2610 nt
Organism: Rotaria sp. Silwood2
Lineage: Eukaryota; Metazoa; Rotifera; Eurotatoria; Philodinida; Philodinidae
Source: the annotation of a GenBank genome assembly